AAUAAGAUAAAUAUAUAAUAAAAAGUGGCAAAUACAUAAGGUUUAAACAAUUAAUUAAUUAUAACAUGUAAAUUAUAAAAUUAUUGUAUUUGAAAUAGUUAUAUAAAUAUUAAGUAUAUGAUUAACAUUAAAAAUAUAUACCACUUAUGUUCUAAAAUAAUAAUUUAUUUAUAAAAAAGUGAAAACAAACACCCGUGCGGUUGCACGAAUCAAAAUCUAGUGCCAAUUAUUACGGGAGUACUUGUGAAUGUCAUUUUAAAAAAUAAGGGUUAUUUAUUACUAUUACAUGAUUCAGAUCUAUUUAUUUAUAUUCUACUAUCACGGAUACCUUUAUAUAAAAUAAUAACUAUAAUAAAUAAUUGGUUGGUUUACAUAAGCAGCUCACACAUAUAUAAGAACGAGUAUAUAUAAUUUUAUGUACAUAGUUUUACAAUUACAUUAUGUGGAUCUCGACCACAUAGUUUUUGUUAUAAAAUUCCAUUUUACAUUUGUGUAUAUAUUUAUUUGAAAAUGAAUAAUACAGACUAUACAGUGCAACGGCGCUGGCUACAUUUUGAUUUUGCCAUAAUUUCCUCCACUUUUUUUUGUCAGCAUAUUUUCCUCUACUUUAGUAAUUAUUAUUUUAUUGUUUUGUGGACGCCAAUUAUUUUGUGAAUUUUAAUAUGUGAAAAAGUCAGGUCAUUCUCACUCUUCAGUACCAAACGACAUUUUUUUCGUUUUCAUAUGUGAAAUGUUAAUAUAUAUAUUCAAAAACAUGAAAGUAAAAAUAUUUAUUUUCAGAAACAAUAAUGGUGCGACUAAAAAGAGAAGUCGUAUUAUUGUAAAACUGAACCUAAAAUAUAAAAUAAGAAUUGAAAUUAUAUGAACAGAUUUAUACCAAACAAAGAGACGAAAGAUGAUGGAGACAAGACGUCGAAACAAGUGGGGGCGUAGAAAUUGACCUUCUCGUGAGCCACAUUUGGAUAAUGUGUAACGAUCCAAAUUUCGGCCCAGAAAAAUUUAGCCCAAUAAAACUUAAUUACAUUGCAGAAAAUCUUAAAUUCUUUUAUUUAAGAUUGGAUUUCGUGGUGACCUCUGACAGAGACUUUUAAGGAUGGCAAAAACCCUGUCGGAAAAUCACCGGAACAGCCACAAAUAACUACCAUGAAAGAGAAGUCAUCCCACUAUCCAAAAAGAGAGAUUAGAGCUCAGCAGACACGUUUUGGAGGAACAGAAGAACGAUCGAUCAAAUAUGAGUAUUUCGAAGUAAACUUUUGAGUUUAUGUUCUACACUCAUAGAUCUAUGUGUAUCAGAGAGCAGAUCGUCAUUUGAGUUUAUCUACACGUUGUUUCUUUGGGACUGAUAUCUACAGAUCGGAUCCGUGAACAGUCAACUUCAUCAGCGUUUUACCGUUGAUACAGAAAGAACCAGGGAACGGGCGAGAUGUCACUUGAAACGUCUCGAUUCCAGCUUUUCAAAUCAUCUAUCCGAUCGUCAAAUCGACGUACGGUUAGAAAGUUAUUGACGUUUCUUCUUGGCAAAGAAUAAAGCUGUUGAGUUGCAGAGACAGUUCCGGCCAGUCUCGAUGUAAGUGAGAAACGGUCGACAGAAACAAAAUAUAUCAUUCUGGAAAUUUUUCAAGGUGUUGGUGCAGUUGUGUUUACGACCAGCCUGGAGAUGAAGCUACUUUAGUUGAGAAAAUAGUGUCCGAUGGGAGUAAACUUGGUGUCUAUGGAUAGAGGACAUAUAGGACGACAUUAUGAUCGGAGGGAUCGAAAAGUUAACGCUCAGUUCUUGAGUUAUUCAUAUGUUUUCUCUAUGGUUCAGUUCUGCCAGAAUAUUAUAUUGAUCUAAUUUCAGAGAGUUUCGGAGUUGCUUGUUGGAGCCGUCAAGGUCAAUUCGGUGUUUCCUCAGGUUUCUUCAGAACCCGUGGCAAAGGUGAGGGUCUAUUCCGUAAAUCACGUACCAGUGUAGAAUUCUCUCUAUCGUAGUUUAGAUUUCGAAUCAUGAUCCGUCUGUUUGAAUUGAGUCUUGAUUGUUAGUUAGUUCAUUCAUUGUAAACUGGAACUAGGGAUCUAGAGGAUUCAACCUUUGAUUGGAUUGUGUGAUGUUAAGAGAUGCGAUAUAUAUAUAUAUAUAUGUAUACAUAGUUAUUAGUAGGGACUAUGUGCGCGGACGGGGGCUCAUAGAUGUCUGGGCUAGCGACGCUACUUUGAUUGUGUGGGCAGGGGUUCAGAGACGUCUGGACUUGCGAUGCUACUGGUGCGGGCGUGCGGUGCAGAGACUUUUGUACCAUGGACGCUACUUGAGAGGGCGGGGGUACAGAGACAUACUGUACUAGCGACGCUACGUAUUAUAUAUCCAUAUGAGGAGAUGCGGGGUGUAUGGACUAGCUAUAUGCUAUCAUCGCAUUGUUUGGUUUGUGUGAUGCGCUAGGCGUCGUGUGUGUUCAUGUUAGAGCUAAACUUCCAUAGUGGGAGUUCUAUUUACUCAAGUCAGUGGUUUGCGUGUUUAGCAUCCCAUACCUCACGGAAUAACUCCCAUGUUACUCACCCCUCCUAUUCCUUCCCCUUUCAGAUGAGACUGACGAGCAUGAGUUAUUGCUAUCGGACUGGUGCUUUGGGAGUUUUAUUUCUUUUCUUUUUCAGACUUGCGGUUUUAUGCUUUUACCGAUAUUUUUAUUAUAUUAUUUGGAUUUAUGGCUAUUUAUUGGAUUUAUGGCUUUGGAGUUGACUUUUGAGAAGUAGAGUAUAUAGAUUCCAGACUUUUUAUUUAUUUAAGUUAUUUUGGAAAAUAUGGGUGUUACAUAAUGUUCCUCUAAUCUCUUUUAAUUUUCUGCACAUCUCAUUCAAUCUACAUGUCCGAUUAAUUACUAUUGGAAUAUGGAAUUUAAUUCUAUCAAAAAGGUUGACUUAAAUGAGAAGAUUGCAAUUCUAUUAUAAUGUAUACACAGAAGUGUAACUACAAAAAUCAAUGGUAUAUAUAUAUAAUUAUCAUAGAUAGUUUUGUGGACUUUGAUAAAUGAGGUCACCCUAAUUUCAGUCACUCCCAGGCACUAAAAUCGAGGCGCCACAUCUUCAUUCUCCUUCCUCGCCGGUGGAGCCCCUGCUCACCGGCAUCGCCUUCUUUCUCUCUCGUGUUCAGCUAUGUCCCGUCUACCUCCUUCUGUUAUGCUUUUCGCUUUUGUUUUGUGGCUGCUCGAGCUGCAGUUGGAGCCAUGGAAGCGGCCUCCGGCGAGUGGUGACACGGCUUCUGGUCGCGUUUUAUCCAUCUCUGACUUCGGCCUCUCUCCCGCUGACCCGGAUCUGCUAACUGAGACUCAUUCUGGUGCUCAGCCACUGCAUAGUUCGAAGAGUCUGCAUCUUCGUUGCUCUCCUACAAGACCUUCCUUCCGGCACCAACGAGCUGCCUCAUCCUGUCCUCCUGUCGCCUCCCCUAGCCUCAGAUCUAUCUACUGGUCAGAUUAUCACAGAGAGCUCAGGCCUCUUGCAUCUGUUGGCUACUGUUUCCCUCCCACGUCACAAGCUACCUCCAUCUUCCCCAUUACAGUCGUGAAGUACUUCACUCUCCCGUCUGAGGUGGUUUCCACUAUCUCCGGUGAUUCUUUUGCGUCCGGUCCCCGGCUGUUCUCUAAUCCCGUCGAAUCACUUGUUCCCCUCCAUCCCCACUGUUGUCGCAUAUCCUUCAACGCUACUGCCAUCACCACUUCUCGUUUCUAUGGAACUAAGCUAUAUCAUUUAAAUCUCCUCCUCCUCCUAGUGACCGCCGGAUCUAUUAUGCAAGAGUGCGGUUUCACCAGAUUUGCUCCUUACAUUCUCACCGUUGCGUCUCCAUCACACUACACCGUCUCAAGCAUCGACGGUUCUUCACAUACCCGGAUCUAUGGCCCUCCAAAUCUCCUCGUCGCUGGAACUAUUGUGUAAGAGUGUGGAUUCACCAGAUUUACUAACUUUAUCACUGCUGCGUUUCCAUCACAUUACGCCAUCUCAAACAUCGACGGUUCUUCACAAAGUCAACUAUGCGACCUUCAAACCGGAGCUGUUGUUAUCUUUAACGGAUGUUCUCAGAUUUCUUGCUCAGGCCGUACCUCUACUCAUCGAGUCUUCACUGGCGUGUUGAGACCCUUGCUUGUCAGAACCAGGAUCUCAUCGUCUGCAGAAGCAUUAGCAACGAGUUGUCGGCUAGUUCCACGCAUGAAUUCGCUAUCGUCUAUAUCUCGAGUCAGACUCUUGUCUCCGUCGCCUCCCCUCCACAUCCCACUGCAACGUGACCUAAACUCAGCAUAUCCCGACCCUGUCAACUGCUAUCUUUUAGAGGCUGUACCGUCGACGACUCUGUGUGUAGUCCUAUUCCGGCAGCAUCUCCGCACCUCACUGCAACAUCGGGAGAUCCAGUCAUCUCCAGAGACAUCUUUCAGCUGCUCUUGAAUUUGACUUCAUCGCGUUCUUUCGAAUGCAGGCUCGAGUAUUACAAGUGAAGCUUCUCUAUAGGUCUCUUCUCUUCUCAGUCAUCUAUAUCCUUUGUCAUGUUUUGCUUAUUCUCGUAUUUUACCUUACCGUCGAGUUAUGUAAUCGCCCAUCGGGAUUUUAGUUUUUAAUAUAAUCAGUUGUUCAAAAAAAAAAGUUAGGUGGACUUCAACCCAACGAAAUUGUUAUUGAACUGAUUUUUUUUUAAUCUUGUAUAGAAUCUUCAAGAGACUUGCGCGUACAAAAAAUUAUGUUACAGAAAUAGUCUUAUGGGGUAAAGAAUUUGUUUACUACAUACCAUGAAAAUGAUACAAUGUAUACAUCCUCCAUUGUAUUAAGAAAACUAGAUAGUAACCCGCGCUUUGUACGGGAUAAGAUGUCUAUUGAUAUAAAAAUUAUAUAUUAUGAUUAUGUAUAACAUAAGGUAUACUUUAAAUGAUAGUUAGAUAGAAUAAAUGUAUGAUUGUUCUCAAGGACGAUAUAAUGAGUUCACUAAUAUUAAAAUUUAAUUGACGGUAUUUGCAAGUUUAAGAAGAAGUUUUGGAAAAUAUUUUUUUUUUAUAUUUCGCCUUAUGGACUUAGAGGUUUAACAAAUAAAAUCGAAAAAAUGUGGAUCAAUAACAUAUUAUAAGCAAAACAAUAAAUGUGUGAAAUGAAAAAUUUAUAGCUCUUUUAAAUUCAGAAAACAUAGUUGCAUAAUAAAAGAAAUUGAAGGUUAUUUGACCCUCUAAAUUGUAAAGGUUGUUCCAGAUGCGACCAACACAAGAGACUUGCUUGUGCUUUGUUCCCGUAAGUUUCUUCUCAUCUUCAAGGUCGUCUAAUGCAGACCUCUCAUGGCGGCGAAGGUGGUGACACUCACAUGCUUAUAUUGCUUGCUCGAGAAGACUAAUACACUAAGCCGAGACAAUUUACAGUGAUUCAGUCUCCUCAAAACAGAGAUCACCUCAUCGAGCAAUAAGAAAACCGAGUAUGACAUAUUUAUCUAGAAAUAUAUUUUCAACGUCCUCUUUCAGCAAUGAGAGGCGGUUCUCAAGAAUGUGAGUAAUCUUCUAAAUGCAUGAAAGCAGGUAUGGAGAAAAGAGUUCUUUCAUUAACACUUAGCAUGUACUAAAGUUUCAUCGCUUUGUCGUCUCUACGGAUUUGUCGAGGCGAUAUAUCAGAUGGGUUACCGUUUUUAA
Molecule: messenger RNA, 5624 nt
Organism: Brassica rapa (field mustard)
Lineage: Eukaryota; Viridiplantae; Streptophyta; Magnoliopsida; Brassicales; Brassicaceae
Source: RefSeq, a predicted model, not a curated record